This is a messenger RNA of Anopheles gambiae (African malaria mosquito), 802 nucleotides long. RefSeq names its product cuticle protein-like. The transcript has 2 exons. The record is from RefSeq and is a predicted model, not a curated record. NCBI's taxonomy places the organism in Eukaryota, Metazoa, Arthropoda, Insecta, Diptera, Culicidae. The coding region runs from base 118 to 708 and encodes 196 amino acids.
GAUUUUCGCACACCGCCAAUCCGUAUAUAAGCUCUAUCAGCUGAUCACAACGACAUCACUCAGCGAUCAGCAGUCUUCAGUAAAGCACAUCCUCCCACUGCAAUCAUCUCUCCAACCAUGGCUUCCAAAUUCGUUCUGAUCGUCGCUUCUCUGGCUUGCGUCAGCGCUGGAUACAUCCCGAGCGACCACUCCCAUCUGUCCUACGGUGUGGCCCCGGCUGUGAGCUACUCCAACGUCAUCAAGAACGUUGCCCCCGUGCCAGUGCUGAGCAAGACCAUCCUUCCGGAGCCUCAGCUGUACCACGGAUACGCCCAGACUGCCCCGUCGGUUGUGGUCAGCAAGCCUCUGGCUCUUACCAACCCUCUGCCCGUGUCCUAUGCUGCCCCUCACUCUCUGUACCAGGCUCCGGCUCUCGAGUACACGAAGCCUCUGUCUUAUGGCCCAUAUGCCAAGACUGUGAUCGCUGCUGAGCCAACCUACGCCAAGACUGUGAUCGCUGCUGAGCCAACCUACGCCAAGACCAUCGUGUCGGAGCCCAUCUACACCAAGAACGUGUUCGCUGAGCCGAUCUACCCGGCCAAGACGCUGAUCGCUGAGCCCGUGUACGGCAAGAGCAUUCUCGCUCAGCCAGCUCCGAUCUACAGUGGAAAGGUCCUGUCUUAUGGCCCACAGGUCGCCUACGGAGGCUAUGGUGCUCAUGGCUGGUAAAUGUUUUGACUGUGACAAUGUAUGGGUUGGAUGCGUGAUAAGAGAUAUUUGUGAUAUGUGCAAGAAUAAACGUUUAUUUAUGUAACCUUAUGCA